UGCAGCCCCACCCCUGCCUCUCUUCUGCCCGACUCCCUCAGGAUAUUUUUAGCGCUGAUGAUGUGCCCUGUCAAAUCACGUAACGGAAACAACCUCAGAGCUAAAGAAGCAGAGCCGCUGUAGAGAGCCCGCUCUGAUCCGUUUUUAUUGUGAUCUGCAGGGGAAGGCCGCGAAGGAGAUGACAUCUGAAAUAAAUUUGGCGUUUUGCGUGUUGGUGGUGCUUACCGGCUCUUUGCAGACAAGAGGUCAGAGCAGUGCUUUGCCUCCUGUCCUCACCCUGGCUGCCCUCCCGAAUCAUGCUGGAAGCUCAGCAUCUUCUGACUUGACAGAGGAUCCAGGCAAUGAGGUCUCACAGCAGACACAUAAUCCCGCAGGCGGGGAUGAAACCUCAACUCAAACCACCACCAUUACCAAGACAGAAGGGACAGUCCUUUCAGACACUGCGACAAAUGCAGUCUAUAAAACACACUUGUUGACCGCAAGCUCUGCAGUGGCUACAUCUGAACACAUGAAUGUACCUGUCGUCAUGACUUCACCUUCAGCCCCACUUUCAGCUGCCACAGAUAGCCUUUCUUCUGCGCCGACUGUACAGAGCACCACACCUCCGCAGCACAUUGCAACCACAGAUGGCAGAGCCAUUCUGACCACAGAUCCCUUCACAACCUUUUCAUCUCAGUCAACCCACACAGUGCAGGAUACAAACUCCACAGCCCACGCCUCCAUCAUCCAGCCACAGUCUGAAUCACUAACCACAGCCACCGCACAACCGACAACCACAGGACGCCCUUUGACCUCAGCGCCACGCCAGGGUCCUGCUGGGCCAACGCACCGGGAGGUCCCGUCUGAGCUUAAUAUUGGAGAUGAAGAACUCAAGGGGCCCCGCUACCGUUCAAGCUCCCCUUUAGACCCCCUGCUGGCUGGUCUGCUGUCAGUGUUCAUCGUCACCACUGCUAUCGUCUUCGUCAUCCUCUUCCUCAAGUUCCGCCAGCGAACAAAUCACCCAGAGUUCCAUCGGCUGCAGGAUCUACCCAUGGAUGAUUUGAUGGAGGACACGCCACUCUCCAGAUACACCUACUAAUGGAAGCCUCCUGUCACCCCCUUCCACUACUUAGAGAACAGAAGCAAAGCAGACACCAAAGGAAGACCAGUGUGGAUCUGAAGAAAAGCCUUUGCCUGGAUGCAGCUGCAUCUCUGCAGAUGAGUUUGGGGUCAGUGAUAACAAAUAUGUAUCUGCGGUUCCAUGAGACGGAUCCAUAAAGUCUCUUAAUUAGGAGGUUUCAGAACUACUUUUUUCCACAUUCCCGGAGACUUUCAGUCCAGUGGAAACUCUUUGAGUAAAUAGUGCCUCUGCACCACGGAUGUAUUAUAUUGAGCUGCACAAAAACACAACGAUUCUUAGUUUCAGGUGAUUAUACACUAAUGAAAACAUAAUAAUGAAUAUUACAUUUCCCCCCUAAAUUCGACACACUUCUCCUUUAAGUCGAGGAAAAUAACCCCCUGAUGAUGUCAUCAGGGGUUAUCUCAGUUUAGGCUUUAGAGUUCAGAUUUUUAACAGAAAGCAUAUGUUACAAACUGGGGGUGUAAAGUUUGAAACAAACGUUUACCAGGGCCACGUUCAGCCCGGACAAAAUAUAACAUCUUU
This is a messenger RNA of Sander lucioperca (pikeperch), 1642 nucleotides long. RefSeq names its product mucin-5AC-like. The coding region runs from base 179 to 1078 and encodes 299 amino acids. The record is from RefSeq and is a predicted model, not a curated record. The transcript has 5 exons. Lineage: Eukaryota; Metazoa; Chordata; Actinopteri; Perciformes; Percidae.